CAAUAUUCCUGCAAUAUUUAACAAACCAUAAAAAAGAAAAAGAAAUAUAUUUUCCAUUGUACAAAACGUGAUAAACACAAAAACCCCGCGAGCCACAAAUCAAAUCGAAAUUCUUUCAAAUUUUGAAAUAAAGCUCCUUCCCUCUCUCCCUUCGUAAUUGAGAAAUUCUGGAAACCCUAAUUCCCAAAAAUGGAGUUGCCGGCUCUCUACCAAAAACUCUACUCUAAAUACGCAACAUUAAAGACUAACAAACUCUCCCAAUUCGAAGAGGUUAAUAAGGAACAAGAACACAAAUUCCUCGAAUUCGUCUCCGCUGCCGAAGAGUUGAUAGAUCACUUGAGGAGUGAAAAUGACAAGCUUCUUGGAAAAAUCAAUGAUUUGGGAAAUGAAUUGACUUCUGUUAGGCUUGCCAAAGACAAUCAGCUUGUUGAACAUCAAAGGCUUUUAAUGGAGAAAACCAAGAAAAAUGAAGCCCUUUUUGAAGAAGUUGAGAAGUUGCAUAAGCUUCUUAAGGAAGGAACUUCUGGUGAUUUAAAUAACCACAGUAAGGUCAUGAACAAUACCUCCAAUAACUCAUCUGUAAGAAUGACAAGAAAACGUAUGAGGCAGGAACAGGAUGCACUGGACAAAGAAGCGGAGCUUAUACCAUGUGAAAAUUAUGAAGGUAAUUCUGUGGAGAGAGAGUCAACACAAAGCUUUCUCAAGGAGAAUGCUUCAAAUAAGCCAUUGGAGUGCUCUACGUCUAAGGCUAAUGAUCAAUCAGGUCUUGAUUUACAAGAAAGUGGUCGUAAUAACUGGCUUGUUCAUGCUCUUUUUGAGUAUACAUUGGAUAUGAAAUUAUCGACUGACAAUCAAACUGGACGAUUAUGUCUUUUUGCAAUGCAUCAAUCAAGUGGCUACUCCUUCAGUAUAUCAUGGAUUAGUAAAGCCCCUGGAGAGGAAGCAGAACUGCUAUACCAUGUUCAAUCUCUAGGCACACUUGAAAGGUUAGCACCAGAAUGGAUGAGGGAGGAUAUCAUGUUCAGCCCAACCAUGUGCCCCAUAUUCUUCGAAAGGGUAUCGCGUGUUGUAAAUCUGAAACACUGAAGAUGCUUUACGUCCAAAUUAUUGGGGACAGAUUGGGAGGCGCAAGUAAAAAUACAAGAAGCAUUCAUGGACUGCACCUAAUCAACAAGAAAACUAUUCCAUUUUAUUAUUAAUUUCGUACUAUUUUUAGGCUCAAUUUUUUUAUGCCACUGUGUUCUCCUAGCCUUACUUAACGUUGUCAAUUAGUGCUUCAAGUCAUGUUAUAGUGGCUAGUGAUAUUUAUUUCCUAGUUUGUGGUUGCUUUCUAGGUAGAUGCACUUAUCAAUGCUAUUGGUAAAUACAUGGUAGAAAGUUACUUCUACCUUUUAAGCUUAGCCUAUAAAUAUUAAUAUUAGACUUCACUUUUAAUCAA
Trifolium pratense (red clover) is the source of this 1438-nucleotide messenger RNA. RefSeq lists its product as uncharacterized. Bases 190 to 1086 code for a protein of 298 amino acids. NCBI's taxonomy places the organism in Eukaryota, Viridiplantae, Streptophyta, Magnoliopsida, Fabales, Fabaceae. Gene Ontology annotation, biological process: developmental process involved in reproduction. The transcript has 8 exons. The record is from RefSeq and is a predicted model, not a curated record.